UUUCUGGAUCAAAUACUAUAAAAACCUCUAAUUUGUCUAUUUACUUUCACAUCCUGCUGACUUGCUGAACUAUAUACAUAAGAUUAAUAUCAACGUUACUGAGAUCCAAUAUGAAGGUAGCAGUUAUCCUGGCUAUUGCUCUUGCAGUACUUCUUAUAGUUCAUGAGUCAGAAGCAAGUUGUGCUUCCAGAUGUAAAUCUAAAUGUAGAGGCAGAAGCUGUAAAGGCUGGGCAUCAGCCAGUUUUGGAAGACGAUGCUACUGCAAAUGUUUCCGUUGUGGCAGUGAGCAUACCAUGCACUUCCCAGAAAAUGAAGGAUCAUCUCAGAUGAAUGAAAACGAGAACAUUGAUCUCGCCGAAGACAUGCCCACAGGAGAAACCGAACAAGGUGAAACUGGCAUAUAAAGGGAAUAUCCAUAGGAUAUGUUAAAACAUUAUAUAGUUUUACUUUCUUUUUGUCAAGUUGUUUUUAGUUUGUUGUCUGUUAUUGUAGUUCUGAUGCAAUAAAUUCUAAUUAUAAGUAGAA
Messenger RNA from Mytilus trossulus (common blue mussel), 525 nucleotides. RefSeq lists its product as uncharacterized. NCBI's taxonomy places the organism in Eukaryota, Metazoa, Mollusca, Bivalvia, Mytilida, Mytilidae. Bases 111 to 404 code for a protein of 97 amino acids. The record is from RefSeq and is a predicted model, not a curated record. The transcript has 4 exons.